AACAUUCGAGCAGACAAAUCAUAUCAACGCAUUAUUUGCAUCUGGCAGUCCAUCCAAGUCAACUCGACAGUCAAACCGACAAGCAGUUCAUGAUGCCUGGGACAAGCGUUGCCGCCACGCCCAGCACCGCGUCGUCCACUCCGGUGCCCCGAAAGACCUCAGUCGCGCAACCAGAGAGGAAGUACAAAUGCCAGUUCUGCGCAAGGGCAUUUAGUCGGAGUGAACACCGAAGCAGACAUGAGCGAUCGCACACCAAGGAGCGCCCUUUUAAGUGCAUGAAGUGUAGAAGUACCUUUGUGCGACGCGAUCUUCUUCUUCGCCACGACCGAACUGUUCAUGCAAAGGAUGGAGGUGUCCCUCUUCACAGCGAUGGAAAGCGUCGCGCUGGUCCUAAGGCACCUCGACUAGGUGGUCCUUCUAAGUCGUCAAUUGCUAUUGACAAUGCUGCCCUUGAGCAAAUUGAAGCCAGCAGCGAAGGUGUCUUUGAUGUAGAAACAGCUGCCAUGUUGGUUGCCGAUCUUCAACAUAAGGCCUCGGCUCAAGCCGAAGCUGCCAUGGGGGCAAACGGUAGUCCGUACCAAGGCUCCUCGGCCAUGUCGGGAGUGCCCUAUUCACACAAUGGCGCCACCAUGAUGGACAAUCCAGUCGCGUAUCCCCAUGAGGAGCUGCCUCCUCACGGCGUUCAAUGGGAUGCUUUCAUGCCGCAGGCUGUUUCAGAAACUAAGGCCCAUUCCAUCACAUCGACGGCUUCUGGUUCUUUCGACCAACACUCCUUUGCUAGUGUGAGUACUGCCCAAUACCAGGCACAACCCCGCGAAAGCCACCUUCCCAAUCAAACCUGUAACGGUCUCGUUCCUGCCCUGCAGUCAAUGAUCAAUUCGCUUACCCCAAAUGCCUCCACCGGCACCUCUACUCUUGUUUCCUCUACUCCCGUUUCACUGCACCUGACACAAUGCUUUGAAUCAAUGGCUGACCCGCCCAAGUCCCCGGCGGGAUUCAAGGCUCCCCAGGUUCACAGUGAUGAGGAGCGGAACAUGAUAUUGGAUCACAUCCGAGAGAACGAUCGCGAGCACGCCAUUCCCGAAGGCUUCCGCGUCCCCAGUUUGGGUUCGUUGAACCGCUACCUGUCAACCUACUUCGGACUCUUCCAUCAUCAUCUGCCGUUCCUCCAUCCAGCUUCGUUUAGGCCUACCGAUGUCUCCCCCGCACUAUUGUUGGCAGUUCUAUCCAUCGGUGCGCUCUACGCCUUCGAUCAAGAUCAGGCAUACAUGCUCCACAUCGGAUCCAAGGUUCUCGUCAACCAAUUUCUGCAGAACAAGGAGAACUUCAGCUCCCGCAAGUGUCCUCUAUGGACCAUGCAGAGUUCACUGCUUAACAUGGUCUUUGCAAGCUGGAGCGGUGAUCCGAAGGGCCUCGAGUGGGCCUGUUCCAUCAAGAGUCUCCUGGCCAACAUGGUGGCCGGAAACCGCUACGAGUUGAAACUCAGACAAGAAGCUCGCACUGUACAUUCGCCCACGCGUGCUGAAUGGAUAGAAGACGAAGGCUGCUGCCGUACAUACUACGCUGUCUACAUCUUCUUUGGUCUGCUCACGCUGACGUACAACCACACGCCGGCGAUUAGCUUCAAUGAGUUCGAGGAUUUACAUCUGCCCUCGUCCGAGGCGCUCUGGAAUUCCAAAGUAACGGAAGAAGCAUCCUGGCAAGAGCAGCUUAAGGCAUCUGCCGCGGUGACUUUCAUGGAUGCUCACGACAACCUUUUCCAAGGUGAGACGUUGAAGUACAGUGCAUUCGCGACGCGUGUUAUGAUCAACGCUCUCUUCCUUGAAGUUUGGUACCACAAGCGCAGCCCUGAAGCUCUGCAGGACGUUGUUACAGAAUAUAAACUCCGAUUGGCUCUGGAGACGUGGGAGAAAUCUCUCGAUCUCUGUGAACCCGAGGUUGAUGCGGUUCCUCUGAGCGCUCCUCACAAGGGUCACCCGCUCAUCUUCAACGCGAAGGCGAUGUUUCGCAAUGCCCGGGCGCGCCUGGAAGUUGAUCUGAAAACGGUGCAGGAAGCCCUUCGCUAUCAUGACCCGUAUGAGGUUGCUGCUGCUAUGUCCAAUGCACGUGAUCGGGUCCGACGGUCCAGCGAGAUGAUCAAGGUCAUCCAGGAAUGCUACAACUGCAUUGAAACGGCUGUCCAUCAAGGUGUCAGAUGGGUGGCUCGCACGUCGCCGACAAACUGGAGCAUUGAACAUCCACUUUGUGGCAUGGAUCUGAUGAUCAUUUUGACUCUGUGGCUUUAUCGCCUGGAACAUGACGAAGAAGCCGCAUCUGAUGAGGAAGGAGCCAUGUACAUGAAGAUUCGGACGUUAUUCGAAACGGAAUCGGAAAACCCUUUGCCCGGGCAAUUGAGCUCGACUGUGGCCGGUCUCUGGGGUUCUAUGUUAUCCGAGGUAGUUGUGUGGGGCAUCACCAGACUCAUGGGUGAAUCCUUCCAGCUGCACUCGCAAGCUCUCAUCGGUUAUGUGGACGACGUUGAGGCGUCAUCGAACGUCUCGACACCGUCCAUGAUCUCCCAAGGUGCCGACGAGGAGAGUGUGUACUAGAUAUUUUGACGACCCUCACGAUCUCCUUUGUCAGCUGUCUCUUUGAUGAUGGAUUUCCUUGGCAUAUACCUCGUGCGCCGUGUUUCUGCU
Pseudomassariella vexata is the source of this 2678-nucleotide messenger RNA. RefSeq lists its product as uncharacterized. Gene Ontology annotation, molecular function: RNA polymerase II cis-regulatory region sequence-specific DNA binding; zinc ion binding; DNA-binding transcription factor activity, RNA polymerase II-specific. Gene Ontology annotation, biological process: DNA-templated transcription; regulation of transcription by RNA polymerase II. The record is from RefSeq and is a predicted model, not a curated record. The transcript is spliced from 3 exons. Lineage: Eukaryota; Fungi; Ascomycota; Sordariomycetes; Amphisphaeriales; Pseudomassariaceae. Gene Ontology annotation, cellular component: chromatin. Bases 90 to 2588 code for a protein of 832 amino acids.